Messenger RNA from Cinclus cinclus, 2994 nucleotides. RefSeq names its product protein eva-1 homolog C-like. NCBI's taxonomy places the organism in Eukaryota, Metazoa, Chordata, Aves, Passeriformes, Cinclidae. The record is from RefSeq and is a predicted model, not a curated record. Bases 975 to 2225 code for a protein of 416 amino acids. The transcript has 8 exons. Gene Ontology annotation, molecular function: carbohydrate binding.
ACCCUACUCAAUGGAACAAGACACUCUGACUCACACUCAAGAGGUGUGUAUUGAGAAGUAUGUAUUGAUGGCACUGUGAGUACCUCCCAGGGCCAUGGCAUUACCCUCAUCACAAGCUCGACACCGACCACCCAGCUCCCACUGUGGACUCCAGGUGAUGUGUUCCAGUCCCUGAUGGCUGCUGCCACAGCCUCCCAGAUGCCCCUGCCUGGGCAAUGCUAAGCUUCUGGGAGCUGUGAUGACUCCUGGCACUGCCAAAUGCUUCUGUCUCUGCUGAUCUCAGCCGGGUGCAGAGCCAGCAGCUCCAGUCUAUGGCAUUUCCCUCCAGCUGAAGCAGCAGGCAAGGAUUUAAGUCCUGCCGGUGGGAGGCACAGUAUGACAUGGUGCCCUCCUCAUGGGGUGCUGGAAUGCCCAGUACCUGCCCCCACAGAGGCUGUGGGACAGAAACGUGGCAGCAAAGAGGUCCCUUCCCACAUUUUUGGGUGCAGGAAGGGUGUUUGUCUUUUCUGCAGGAACAGCCGCCUGGGACGCAGCUCGGGGAGCCUUUCCCUUCCUCCCCACAGAGUAAAUGGCCAGACAUUUACCGAGAUUGAGAUUACAGCUCACAUGUAUCUGGAUUUCUGUCCCACUCACUGUGCCUGGGAGAAAGCAGGGGGCACUUUGGAAACCCUGCCAAGCCCUGUUCCUCUGCCCAGGGGGAACAGAGGUGGGAGAGAAGGGGCUGACAGUUUCCCUGCCAGCAAUGGGAUGCCAAGGCACAGCUCACCCACAGCAGGGUGCCCUGGGGCAAGUGUUCCUGUGCUGAGAGCGAUGCAGCUGUCCGGAGCAGCCUCUGGCCCUGGGCAGCAGGCUAAGAGUGAGUGUACUUGUGCCCGCCCAGCCUCGGGACUCCAGCAGGGCAGAGAAGCGAGCCAUUGUCCCCGCACAGAGUCCACGGCUGGUACAGGCUGCGGGUGGGACACAGCGUCUGUGCCAUGGCCGGACUGGUCCAGCCAGCAGUGAUCGUGGUCCUCCUCUGCUUUGCUGCACAUCUGGAGGCCAGCCCGGAGCUGUCUGGGUACCUGCGCAAGGUGCUGAGGAACCACACUGCCCACACCUGUGAUGGAGAGCAGCUCCUCAUCAUCUGCCCUCGCAAAACCACCAUCAGUAUCCUCGGGGCCUUCUAUGGGCGCCGAGUGCCCAGCACCAACCUCUGCCCCAGCCCUGACAAUGCCACCCAGGAGAGCACCGAGUGCAUGUCUGCAACUGCCCACCUGAAGCUGCUGGCUGAGUGCCAGGACCAGCAGUGGUGCCAGUUCUCAGUGCACAGCCAGGUCUUUGGGCCAGACCCGUGCCCUGGGACACACAAGUAUCUCAUCGCUUCCUACAAGUGCCGGCCAGGGAACCAUCGGGUCAAGACCGUGUGUGAGAAUGACAAACUCAGGCUGCAGUGUCGACCAAAAUCCAUCCUGGCCAUUUAUUCUGCAAGUUAUGGACGGUUCCAGCGGGGCAAACCAGAAUGUGAUGCCUUGAACACUGGAGGACCCCAUAUAGAGUGUGUGGCUCCAGAUGCUCUGCACAGGGUCUCCAAGAAGUGCCACCGCAAGGGGAACUGCACCGUGGCUGCUGACAAGGCCACCUUCGGGGACCCAUGCCUCCCUGGCAUGAAGAAGCAGCUGCGAGUCUCUUACACCUGUGUGUCCAAGCAGCUGCUGGAGGAGGUGGGCCCUGACACCUCGGACCCCUUCCUGCUCUCGGACUACAUGCACGGUGGCUGGUACAAAGGGCCCAGGUUCUCCAGGCUCCAGGAAGACCGCAUGAUUUUUACUAGCUCUCUGGCAGCUUUUGCCCACCUUUGGGGUGUUCCAGAGAAAGUUGCCCUCUACUUUCUUUGUGGAGUCUCAGGAGGCCUCAUGCUGCUGCUGUGCAUCAUUAGCCCCAAAACAACCUUCUUCCAGGAAAUGGGAGAGGCUCUCAAAGAUCCAGAGCUGGGGAGCAGCUCAGAGCUGAGCAGAACCAAGCUGCGGGAUGAGCAGGAUGAGGACAUUGCUGAUGACAGCUCCUCAGACUCCUCCUUCCGCCGCCUCACCCGCACCUACCGUGCCACUGACAGCAUCUUCGGCCCUGAGCUGACCGCAGCCAUGGAGGGAGCCAUGGAGCACCAGGGCCACAGUGGGGAUGAGAUCUGGAUGCCCAAGGAGUCAAGCCCAUAUGUCAUACACAAGAUCAAAUCAGCCACCAAAUAAGAACUGAAAGAAAAUGGCAGGAGCGCAGCAGAGGGGUGAGGGCUCAGUGGGAUCUGACAUCAGAGAGACCAUAAGAGUUUGGGAUCCCUGGGUGACUGCACACCCUGAGCAGAAGCAGGGUCAUGGCAGCUCUCCAGUGUGUCCAGCCACACACUGCUCCACCAGCAUGGAAACCUCUAACCCAGGGGUGACGUGCAGUCCCUCAGUAUGAUGAGGGGCUGUGGAAUGGUUCUGUGGGCCAUGGGCUCCUUUGCCAUAGACACCACUAACCCUAACCUAACCUCCCUGUUUUCAGCUUGCAUCAUCUGGCUCUAGAGUUUAAUCCUGCUCAGCUGUGCCAAGCCCACCCUGAUCCCUUCAAGGCUGUUUGCUCCUAUUUCUCUUUGGGUACCGGCUUCCACUCCUGGUGCUGCAAACACAUCCUGCACUGGGGAACUGUGCCAGUGGCGGAUAGGCAGGAAUGGCCAGGACACAGGGAGAGGCAGGUAGAGGGGGUGUGCAAGCACAGCAGGCAUCAACAGCACAUCCCCACCACGGUGCAUGUCAUGCAGCCCUGCUGUUCCAAGGAGGCUACUCCCCAGGCUGGGGCCACUGGCACCUUGGUACAACACUGGCUCUCACCUCCCUGCAGGCAUUCAGGAGCUGUGUCAUCCCAGCACGCAUUGCUCUGUGCUUUCCUCUCUACUUUCCCCAGGGGCAGGAGAGCCCCAAGUUUUAACUUACUGUGUUUUUUUACAAUGAAUAAAUGCAAUAGCUCUUAGGCACAAUA